AUGGAAUAUGCCGCUCUCUCCCGUAGCGCUGUCGCUCGUGUCCCCUACUCUAACGGGUCCACGGACAACAUCUCUCCUCACCCACCAGAGCGUCGACAUAAUCCGCAGGAACUUCUCAAUAUCAGGUCCUGGGACUGCGUUGCAAUGGACCCAACGUCCAACCCCCAAGUCCUCUUCAGAGAGCAAGCUGAGCCUGGGCUCUAUCUUGUUUCUCCCAGAAAUCCCAAUGAACUCUGCACGCACGACAUCUUCAUCGUUCAUGGUCUUAAUGGCGGACCAACAAGGACAUGGCAGCACCCCGACACCAACUGCAUCUGGUUUCGUGACCUUCUGCCUCAGCGGCUGAGAAGCCAGGAGACCCCGUGCAACGCCCGAAUAUGGACAUACGGGUAUAACGCGAGCUUCUCUUUCAGCACGGAGACUAUAUAUGGUCAUGCUCUGACUCUGCUGAACCGUGUCAAGGGUAUCAGGAAGGGCUAUGAGCCUGCAGGGACGCAAAAUAAUAUGGAUAUGCCAUUCUCUCGGGGGCAUAGUGGUGAAAUCGGUGAGUCACUCACAGACGGCGCAGCUGGUUCUGGAAACAAGCCGUUCUCACCAGCACAGGCCCUGGUCGAAGCCUCGAUCCAGUCUCGCUACAACACGAUACAUUCGGCGACCGAAGGCAUCAUCUUCUUGGGAACUCCCCACCGCGGAUCCGGAGCCGCCACCUUGGGGCAGGUUGCGGCUUUAGUUGCUGGAGCCGCUGUGCCCGGAUGGCGCGUCUUCAAUCGCGGCCUGUUAAAGGGCCUGGAGAAGGACAAUGACGCCCUCUUCCAGACUUGUAAUCGAUUCGCAAAUAUAUGCACAGACAUGCGCAUUCACUCGUUUUACGAAACCAUGCCGCUGGGGCCCCGGGUGAUCGUUGAACAGAAUUCCGCUAUCCUUAGCAUGUCGAACGAAGAAGUAGUGUAUGGAUUGUGGGCAAAUCACAGGGAUCUUUGCAAGUACAGAGAUGCCGACGACCAAAAUUGGCUUCCUGUCCUUACCAGUAUUCUCGAUCUUGUCGCCGUGAAAACUCCUGGACAGGGAGCGACAGGCUACCACGCGGGCGGCCAGUCGUAUCUGCCAGACACGUCAUAUGUUCAUUCAUAUGUGGCUGAGCUCCCGGUUCACGGCCCGGCUCGGCCACCUCAGCGUGACGAUGGCAAUGCGUUUCGUCCCAGGCCACAUUACACGCCGCAGGCGUCAACGCUUCCAUAUCCUGACGAUGAGUACGAUGAAAAUGCCCGCCGUAGGGUUUACGGCUUUCGGCAGAUAGACGGAACGACGUCUUAUGGCGGAAACAUCCAACCGAACCCGCAGUAUCCGCCUUACCAACCACGACCGUCGAAAACGGCACGAGUAGAAGCACUAGCGCCUCUCCCACCGGUAGCAUCUUCUGCAACAUAUACGCAGCAGAAAACUAGUCCUCAAAGCGAGCCACGACGGGACGUGGCUCAGCGUACCGCCUCUUCGUCUGCUUCAUCUGGGCCUCCUGGGCGGCGGCCCUAUCCUGUAGCCAGCUCUGCUCAUUCAAGAGAAGACUUUUCCAUGAAUCGUGCCUUCUUGCCAGAGAGGAGCAAAACAAGCAGCGAACCGCCAAUCUCAGGCGUAAAGGCCGUCCCGAGUCCAGACACUAGCACACCCUCUGGAAGUGAAGGCCAAGCCGCGGACGCCGGGCAGUCCGACACCUCCAACGACGACGUCACGAAAGAAGUCGUGGUUCAAUGCGAUGCCUGUGGGAAUUCCGUACGGUGCUCUCAGCCUCACGUGGAAUGCAGCGAAUGCUUCGACUACGACCUGUGCAUAAACUGCUGGCAGCUCGACCGCAUCUCCAAGCAGCACAAGAACAACCACCGAGUCACUCACAUUCUCAACUCGCACAUUAUUUCUCCAGAGGACCUGAACCCGCCCAAUGAUGCCGUCAAUCCCGAGCACACCCCCGACGGGUCAAGAAGAAACUGGAGCGUCCACACGGUACCAAAGAAUUCCAACGACGGAUCGCAGGGCACGAGCGACUGGCGAGUGACUCACCUCCACGGACACGACUCGCACGCCAGAUUCCUAGCCAGCGCUGCGCCGGGGCAUUUUGCCAUACUCGUCUUCCUUUGUCUGUACAUCUCUCCCUCCGUCAGCAAGGACGACCUACAGACGCUCCAAAGGGAGGGACUCGGGUGGCUCCGGAUUUCCUUCGGCACGCUGCGCAACAAGAAGGAGUUUUUCCACGCUCGACACCGAGAAGAUACAUUCGACUCGCGAAGUCUCGAGCACGACUCUCUGCCCCAGAAGCUCCUCAAGGAGUACUGGUACGACGUCGUGCGCAUCCCCACUGCCGUGCAGACCCUGCGAAUUGCCUCUGAUGCGAUUGUCAGUAUCCCAGGACACCAAGCCACGGACGUGGACUGCGGAUUGAUCCUGCAGUGGUCACAUGUUCGGUGUUUUGAAAAGAGCAACGACGCACUGGUCCGGAUUGCAGUACAACACAUCAGCGAGCCUCUCGUGCGUGCUCUGGACCCCGACCGGCCGAUGAGAGCCUCCGAGCACUCGCCGACCGCCCGAGCUGCCCCGUCCGCCACUGCGAGCACUCGUGGCGAGGAGAGUGAAGAGCUUUCGGUGGAGGACUGCAUUGCGGCCCUAGUGAAGAUAAGACAAGAGGUCCACGACGCCCAGCAGCGCGAUACCCGGAUACAAGCGCUCCAGCUUCGGGUAGAGCAGGAAGAGGAGGAGAAGCGCCAAGCUAUUCUGCAAGCCCUGUAUUUACGGGGCCUUCUGGAGCUUGGGGCAGGGCUGGCAUGGUCCUGA
This is a messenger RNA of Metarhizium album ARSEF 1941, 2820 nucleotides long. Its product is annotated as Zinc finger, ZZ-type. Bases 1 to 2820 code for a protein of 939 amino acids. The transcript is spliced from 7 exons. Lineage: Eukaryota; Fungi; Ascomycota; Sordariomycetes; Hypocreales; Clavicipitaceae. The record is from RefSeq and is a predicted model, not a curated record. Gene Ontology annotation, molecular function: zinc ion binding.